Leguminivora glycinivorella is the source of this 1096-nucleotide messenger RNA. Its product is annotated as 3-oxoacyl-[acyl-carrier-protein] reductase FabG-like. Gene Ontology annotation, molecular function: oxidoreductase activity. Lineage: Eukaryota; Metazoa; Arthropoda; Insecta; Lepidoptera; Tortricidae. The record is from RefSeq and is a predicted model, not a curated record. The coding region runs from base 119 to 916 and encodes 265 amino acids. The transcript is spliced from 6 exons.
UUUAUUAUCUUGCAUUCGCAAGCUGUUUUCAACUCGAUCAUUCGAUCUUUGGCUACCUACACGGGCUACACAUACGCACAGUGGUUGAAGUGAAUUGAAUGCAAUCAGCGCAUUUAAAAUGAAUUUCAAAAACAAAGUGGUGUUAGUGACCGGCGCUGGUGCGGGAAUAGGUAAAGCCAUAGCCCUACUGUUCGCUGAGCGAGGAGCGCGACUUGCGAUUGUCGAUCGCAAUGCGCAGAAUCUACGCGCAGCCGCAGACGCAUGCGCGAAGGACGAACGGCCUCUGGAGAUCGUGGCGGAUCUAUCAACUGAUGAAGGGUGCGAGAAAACGGUUAAGGAAACUUUGGAGCGUUAUGGAAGAUUAGAUGUCCUGGUAAACAAUGCAGGUGUUGGUGCACGCACGGAUUUGUUGCAUACGGACAUGGCGAUUUUUGACAAGGUUUUCAACACGAACGUAAGAGGCGUGUACAAUCUCACGCGGCUACUGGCGCCUUCGCUCAUCGAAACCAAGGGGAACAUCGUCAACAUAUCCAGCGUCAUGGGCACCUCAGUGUUGGUAGGAGGUUUGCCUUACAGCAUGACGAAGGCUGCACUUGACCAUUUCACUCGACUGAUCGCCCUCGAGUUGGCUCCUAAAGGCGUAAGAGUCAACGCAGUGAGCCCAGGAGUCACAGUCAGUGAGUUCGUCCAGACCGUAACCGGCAUGAGCGACGGGCAAUACUCUGAAUACCUAGCCAACAUGGCGCUGGGCAUACCAAUGGGGCGCGUCUGUCAGCCCGAGCACGUGGCUAAGAUGGUCGUGUUCCUAGCCAGUGAGGACUGCGACCUGGUCACGGGGACUGUGGUUAAGGUCGAUGGGGGAGUAGAGUUGUCCGUGGAGUCUAAUCAUAUUAAGGAGCAGUUUAAGAAAAAAUAAUGCUAUAAUUAAACGCUAAGUUAAGAAGGUUGAAAAAACCGUUUCGAGAAUGGAUAGGUACCUAAUGCCCUCGCGCUUCGCUUAGCUCAUAUUGGCGAGCGAACCAUUAAUGUAUACCUGUAAGUUUUUUUUAAUUCUGCACUGAAAUUAUGGCAUAUUGAAUAAAAGACGAUAGAAAAG